Molecule: messenger RNA, 1344 nt
Organism: Coprinopsis cinerea okayama7#130
Lineage: Eukaryota; Fungi; Basidiomycota; Agaricomycetes; Agaricales; Psathyrellaceae
Product: DNA primase catalytic subunit
Exons: 6
Coding region: 1-1215 (404 amino acids)
Biological process (GO): DNA replication, synthesis of primer
Cellular component (GO): alpha DNA polymerase:primase complex
Source: RefSeq, a predicted model, not a curated record
AUGCUCACCUUUUACCGACGGUUAUACCCAUUCAAGUCAAUCUACAGCUGGCUGAACCAUGAUUCGAUGCCAACGCGAAUGUUCACCCAUCGAGAGUUUGCAUUUACUCUCCAAGGCGAUGUAUAUCUGCGAUACAGGUCUUUCAACUCUGCAGAGGACCUCAAGAAAGACAUAUGCCACCUCAACCCAACUCGUUUCGAAAUCGGGCCUGUUUACACUGGACGUCCACGAGACAAGAAAACAUUACGCCCGGGGUCCUUCACGCCUACCCUUCGCGAGCUCGUGUUCGAUAUCGAUAUGACUGACUACGACCUCGUCCGUACCUGCUGCUCCGACGCCGCCAUCUGCAAGCGAUGCUGGACCUUCAUCUCUGCCGCCGUCAAAGUCCUCGACCGCUCCAUCCGCGAACACUUUGGUUAUGAAAAGCUGCUAUGGGUAUAUUCUGGUCGACGAGGCAUCCAUUUGUGGAUAUCGGACGUGGAGGCGAUGGAACUGAGCGACGCGCAGCGGAAGGCAAUCGUGGGUUGGAUGAAUGUGGUUAAUGUGGGCAGUAGGGAGACGAGUAAGAAGUUGAAUGUCCGGACUGCGAGCAAGGUGUUACCACCUCCCCUUCAGGAUGCACUGGAGGAGCUCGUUCCCAUUUUUUCUGAUCUCAUUCUUGGUGACCAAGAUUGCUUCGCUUCAGAAAAUGGUUGGGAAACACUGUUGGAAUUCGUGCCUAUUCCUCAAGUGGCGGAAAGGCUGCGAAGGAAAUGGAGCAAUGAUCCUGAUAGGUCUUCAGACGAAAAGUGGGCAGACCUGAAAGCUGAGGCCAGAGAAUUUGACAAGAACAGUCCACAACGGACACAACUGAUGCAUGCAAUGGAAGAUAUCAUCCUUCAUUACACCUACCCCCGCAUCGACGCUGAGGUCUCCAAACACCGCAAUCACUUGCUAAAGGCACCCUUCUGUGUCCACCCCAAGACAGGACGCGUCUGUGUGCCCGUGGAUCCAGCGAAAAUCGACGAGUUUGACCCAGAAAAAGUGCCUACGGUGGGCCAGCUGUUGACCGAGUUGGAUGAGAUGAUUCCCGUGGAUGGGGAUAAUGCUUCUGAAAGUGAAUUGGCCGCCAGAACGUCACUGGGAAAGUAUAUCCAGAUGCUGGACCAGCAUGCUUCUGGGAUAUUGGACGCGAAGAGAAAAGCCAAGCAGGAUCCAGACACCAUGUCUUGGUAGAUACCAAUUCAGCUAGAUUUGGCGGGAUUUCUCUGUAUAUUACUUCUACACUGCGUUAUUUAUUUUAUUCCCGCCAACCGUUCGGUUCAAACUGCAUCUAUCCCACCUGUCGCAUACUGUACAUGAUGU